AUGAUCCUGGCUUCCCAGUCGUUCUUCACCUGCACCUGGAUCACUCUGAUGCCAAAUGCGUUUGCUGCUGCGGAAGCCACGAAGCCCCACCGGAGGUGCUCCUCUUCAGUGAAACGGACCCGCAAACAAGACACCAGAAUGAGGAAAGAUGACAGUGCCAAAGGGUGGCCCCUGAAACAUGAGCAACUUCUCCAUAUAGAGGACCAUGAUUUUGCAAUGAGACCUGGAUUUGGAGGGUCUCCAGUGCCAGUAGGUAUAGAUGUCCAGAUUGAAAGCACUGACAGCAUUUCAGAAGUUAACAUGGACUUUACAAUGACUUUUUACCUCAGGCAUUAUUGGAAAGAUGAAAGAAUCUCUUUUCCUAGCACAACAAACAAAAGUAUGACCUUUGAUCAUCGAUUGAUCAGAAAGAUUUGGGUGCCUGAUAUCUUUUUUGUCCAUUCUAAAAGAUCCUUCACCCAUGAUACGACCAUGCAGAAUAUCAUGCUGCGUGUACCUGAUGGAAACGUCCUCUUCAGUCUCAGGAUAACUGUUUCAGCCAUGUGCUUUAUGGAUUUCAGCAGGUUUCCUCUUGACACUCAAAAUUGUUCCCUUGAACUGGAAAGCUAUGCCUACAAUGAAGAGGAUCUCAUGCUCUACUGGAAACAUGGAAACAAGUCCUUAAAUACCGAUGAGCACAUUUGCCUUUCUCAGUUCUUCAUUGAGGAGCUCAGUGCAUCCAGCGGAUUUGCCUUCUACAGCAGCACAGGUUGGUACAAUAGACUUUUCAUCAACUUUGUACUAAGGAGGCAUAUUUUCUUCUUUGUGCUGCAAACCUAUUUCCCAGCUAUGUUGAUGGUAAUACUGUCAUGGGUUUCAUUUUGGAUUGACCGAAGAACUGUUCCUGCAAGAGUUUCGCUAGGAAUCACCACGGUGCUGACCAUGUUCACCAUCAUCUCUGGCAUGACUGCCUCUAUGCCCCAGGUGUCCUACAUCAAGGCCAUGGAUGUGUACCUGUGGGUCAGCUCCCUCUUUGUGUUCCUGUCAGUCAUUGAAUAUGCAGCUGUGAACCACCUCACCAGAGUGGAAGAACGGAAGCAACUGAGGAAAACAGGCAAGAUUUCUGGAAUGUACAAUAUUGAUGUAGCUCAAGCUAUGGCCUUUGAUGGUUGUCACCAUGACAGCGAGACUGACACGGACCAGACUUCCUUUUCUCUCCACUCAGAAGAGGACUCCAUUCAAGGAAAAUUCGCUGGCAGCCCCAGUGCAGACUCAGCUCAGAUAAAGAGAAGAAAAUUCCUAGGAGGCCACGUUGGUAGAGUCAUUCUGGGUAACAACCAUGUCAUUGACACUUAUUCAAGGAUUUUGUUUCCCAUUGUGUAUAUUAUAUUUAAUUUGUUUUACUGGGGUAUGUAUGUGUGA
Messenger RNA from Hipposideros armiger (great roundleaf bat), 1401 nucleotides. It is a transcript of the gene GABRR3, whose product is annotated as gamma-aminobutyric acid type A receptor subunit rho3. Gene Ontology annotation, biological process: monoatomic ion transmembrane transport. Gene Ontology annotation, cellular component: membrane. The record is from RefSeq and is a predicted model, not a curated record. Lineage: Eukaryota; Metazoa; Chordata; Mammalia; Chiroptera; Hipposideridae. Gene Ontology annotation, molecular function: transmembrane signaling receptor activity; extracellular ligand-gated monoatomic ion channel activity.